Messenger RNA from Opisthorchis viverrini, 459 nucleotides. RefSeq lists its product as hypothetical. The transcript has a single exon. NCBI's taxonomy places the organism in Eukaryota, Metazoa, Platyhelminthes, Trematoda, Opisthorchiida, Opisthorchiidae. Bases 1 to 459 code for a protein of 152 amino acids. The record is from RefSeq and is a predicted model, not a curated record.
AUGGUUGUCAUAGGAAUGCAAAAUAACGUUCUCGUAACCUCCCAUAUCACGCUCGUUCGUGUUCAGACAAUCAAUACAAAUUCCGUUGAUUCAUUCGCCUGGUCAGUGAAAAUUGUUCUAGACAACUCGUCCUACUGCCGUUUAAAUAUUGACAAAUCACAUCCAGUUCGCCAUUCAUCUGACACUCCGUUGAGUUGGCGUGUGGUUCCUCAAAAUUGCCCAUUUGAAAUACUCGAUGAAAUUUCCAUCGAAACCGUUGACUGGGUAUACUAUGCUGAUCCAAAGAAAGUCAGUUUUGCCAAACUUUCUCCCGAUCAAGCACGGCGUAGGAUGCAGUCACGUGUGACAACCAUAUACACUGCGAUAAAAUUACUGAAGCGCGUAUUUCGCUUACCAGUAUUCCACUCCCAGUGGAUGGAAUUGGAGAAUUUCGGUAGCAGCAGACGAACCAUAUCAUAA